AUGGAAGUUUUGGAAGACAAAGAUGAGUUGGACGGUAAUGCCAAGAGAGUAAAGACUAGAAGUUGGAUGAGAAGAAGAGGAGAAAAGGGAUGUUUUGAUAAUAUUUUUGCAGAAUUGAGUGCCGAGGACACUUCCAGCUUUAGAGAAAUGAUUCGAAUGUCGAAAGAAGAUUACAAUUAUAUUCUGAUAAAAAUAGAAAAAUAUAUAACCCCGAAUCAAAUAAUUGGUGGACACGAAAUAAUCAAUGCCAAGGCCAGGUUAGCAUUAACGUUACGAUUUCUUGCCACUGGCGAAACCUAUAGAUCACUUUGUUUCCAAUUCAGGAUAUCCAGAGCAGCCAUAUCAUACAUAAUUGUACAAGUUUGCAAGGCAAUUAGAAUUCAUUUAGCUGAAUAUAUGACUGUCCCAAACACGACGAAAGAAUGGUCAGUAAUUUCAGCAAAAUGUGGAGAAAGAUGGAAUUACCCUAACUGCAUUGGGGCUGUUGAUGGAAAACAUAUUGUUAUGCAGCCACCUGCAAAUGCUGGGUCAAAGUUUUAUAAUUAUACACACACUCAUUCAAUUGUUCUUAUGGCUGUUGCUGGGCCUGACUAUGAGUGUAUUUAUGCAGAUAUUGGAACAAAUGGUAGAGUCAGUGAUGGAGGAGUCUGGAAUAAAUGCACAUUAUCCAAAAAAAUAGAAACUGGGGAGCUCUCAUUACCUGCCCCCAGCUGCCUUCCAUUGAGUGAAAAGGUGGUUCCAUUUGUCUUUGUUGGGGAUGGUGCAUUUGCUUUAAAACCUAACAUGAUGAAGCCAUAUCCACAAACAGGACUCACAGAGGAUAAACGGAUUUAUAACUAUCGACACAGCAGAGCAAGGCAUAUAUCUGAGAAUUUAUUUGGUAUAUUAGCCAAUCGCUGGCGUGUUUUCAGAUCAGUGAUACUGUUGCCUCCAGAAACUAUAGAGCAUCUUGUGCUGGCAACACUGACACUGCAUAACUUUUUAAGAAAAAGUAGCUCAAGAAAUGUGUACUGUCCUCCUGGCCUGGCUGACAUGGUUGAUAAAACUGGUAAUCUAACAAGUGGUAGAUGGCAUGCAAACCCCCCAACAGAGUCUAUGUUUAAAUUACAGGCUCCUUCUUCUGGUCACAAUGCUUCUAGUAAUGCAAAGGCAAUAAGAGAAACUUUAAAAGACUAUUUUUGUUAUGAGGGUGCCAUAAGUUGGCAAUGGAGUAAAUUAUAG
Messenger RNA from Rhopilema esculentum, 1221 nucleotides. NCBI's taxonomy places the organism in Eukaryota, Metazoa, Cnidaria, Scyphozoa, Rhizostomeae, Rhizostomatidae. The record is from RefSeq and is a predicted model, not a curated record.